Messenger RNA from Trichoderma gamsii, 1227 nucleotides. RefSeq lists its product as hypothetical. NCBI's taxonomy places the organism in Eukaryota, Fungi, Ascomycota, Sordariomycetes, Hypocreales, Hypocreaceae. Gene Ontology annotation, biological process: transmembrane transport; zinc ion transport; intracellular zinc ion homeostasis. Gene Ontology annotation, cellular component: Golgi apparatus; membrane. The record is from RefSeq and is a predicted model, not a curated record. Bases 1 to 1227 code for a protein of 408 amino acids. Gene Ontology annotation, molecular function: zinc ion transmembrane transporter activity. The transcript is spliced from 2 exons.
AUGGCAUCGGAGGCAGACUCUCCGCAGGGCGGUGGCCAAGUAGCGGCUGCUCCUAAUCCCUUCAAUUUCCAGACGCAGGUGAUAUCGACAACUCCUGUCAAAUCGCUCCAACGACAGAACGUCGGCCAGCGUCGUGGGCACCGGUAUAAGCAUAGCAGCGUGUCGGCCCAGCAUCAAAUCUUCCAAGAGCCGCCUCCAAGACCGCCUCCUGUCCUCCCAGCAUCGCUCCCCACGCCUACCCUCAAAGAAGCCUGGAAGAGCUUACAACGAGACCAGCGCAUGCGCCUCUACUGGGGCCUGUGCCAUGUCGCCAUUGCCAUGUUCAUAUUCUACAGGUCGGGAGGCUCUCUUGCUGCCAUGGCCUUGUCUCAUCUUGUCUUCUUCGACGCGGGCAGCGCUGCCGUCUGUGUGGUGGUCGACGUGCUAGGCAAUUUCGAAGUGUGGCGUCGUAGCAGCAUUAGACACCCCUUUGGACUUGAACGGGCUGAGAUUCUUGCGGGCUUCGCCAUGUCUAUUUUCCUACUAUUUGGAGGGUUCGACCUGCUCUCACACAAUCUUAAACACAUACUCGAGUCGGUUGGGGACCACGAGGCUCACCACGAACAUGAACAUGCUCACGACCAUGUCUCCUCCAACUCUCUUGAUCUUGUGUCAGCUGCUGCAAUUGCGAGUACACUUGUUUCCGCUUAUGGGUUGAAAAACCAUGCUCGGAUUGCCAAGGUCAUGAGAGUUUCCUAUCUGGCGACCCUGCCCAGCAUACUCUCCAACCCUUUUCACUUUUUUACCCUCUUCUUCUCCGCCCUUAUUGCUCUCUUGCCCCUGCUAUCUAUUUCCUUGUACGACUGGCUCGAUCGGCUAAUUUGCGCCGUCAUCUCCCUUGCCAUGUUCAGUCUGGGAAUGCGCGUCGCUGUUGCCCAGGGACUAAUGCUCCUCAUGUCCUAUGGCGGUAACAGAGGCGAUGUUGGCGUCUCAGCCGUUCUCCGUGAGAUUGAAUCCGAAUCAGGCAUUGCUCGCAUAGACGGUGCCCAAUUCUGGCAGGUUCACUAUGGCCUGUGUAUGGCCAAUUUGAAAAUCAUCAUUACGAAUGGCUUUGAUGAACUGGCACUGGGAAAGCUGCGCAAUCGGAUAUCAACUUUGAUACAGAACAGGUUAGGGGAAGGUUAUGGCAACGGAGGCAAUGUGAGGUGGGAAGUGACUCUAGAAACGACUGUUGAUGCUACGAUUUGA